AGGGGAUUCUUGCGGAAGUGACGUCAGAGCGACAUGGCGGCUCGCUGUUUCAUUCCGGAUUUCCAGUGGACUACAAAAUAAUUUUAUCCGGACCGGCUCCACUUUGAGCGACUUGGGUUGAGCGUUUGUGUCCAGACAGCACAGAGACACGGCGCAGCGCAGCGGGACCGGCCUGGGAAGAGUCCUGCGGCUUUCCCGGGAUAUUUUUGAACAAGGUUCAAGGUGGUCACCCUGUCGAGCUAGCGGCGGCUCGGCUACAGGCUAAAGCUGCCUGUGCUAGCGUCGAGCUGCGGCUAACUUCACCAGCAGGCGCUUUGCUUUCGUUUAAUAUUCUGACCCAGCACGUUUCUCUUGAACAGUUGUCAUGCGGGGGCACUUUGUUUCAUGUUAAUCGUGCCACAAGUGUGCAGAGCGGUGGACUCACACGUUUGUUUGGCCUCUUCUAAUUCAACCUGUAGUUUGGCGGCUGUGGUCAGAACCGCUUGAACUGUGUCUGAAGAGUCACUUUACCUAAACCAAGGACUUUCCUGUGCCCUGUAUCAAAGUCUGGUGGUUGUGGGUCUUUGGUGCUGUUCAUCAUGCUGAAGACCCGGCAGUGUUUACUUGGCAUCCGCACUUUUCUCGGCGUUACGUCCAGAAUAUGGGGCUUCUUCAUGUACAUCCUCAGGAAGCACCUGAGAACGAUAAUCCAGUAUCAAACAGUGCGAUACGAUACGUUGCCUUUGUCUCCCAUCUCCAGAAACCGACUCAACGCUGUAAAGAGGAAAAUUUUGGUCCUAGACUUGGAUGAAACCCUUAUCCACUCACAUCACGACGGGGUUUUACGGCCCACGGUUAGACCAGGAACACCGCCAGACUUUAUUCUCAAAGUCGUCAUUGAUAAACAUCCAGUCAGAUUCUUCGUUCAUAAAAGGCCGCAUGUGGACUUCUUUUUAGAAGUGGUGAGCCAGUGGUAUGAGCUAGUGGUUUUUACUGCCAGCAUGGAGAUCUAUGGCUCAGCAGUCGCAGACAAGUUGGACAAUAACAGAAACAUCCUGAAGCGCAGAUAUUACCGACAGCAUUGUACAUUGGAUCUAGGUAGUUAUAUUAAAGACCUUUCUGUUGUCCACGACGACCUGUCCAGUAUCGUCAUCCUGGACAACUCGCCCGGUGCUUACCGUAGCCAUCCAGACAAUGCAAUACCUAUUAAGUCUUGGUUCAGCGAUCCAAGUGACACUGCACUUCUUAACCUGCUGCCUAUGCUGGAUGCACUAAGGUUUACCGCUGAUGUCCGCUCCGUCCUCAGUCGAAACCUCCAUCAGCACCGCCUUUGGUGAUGGGUGCAGAGGAGGGGUCUCCUCUUUAGCUGGCUUCUGUCCUGCCCUCCACUCCCACACAGACGACCCACAAGCCCCUGCUCGCUCUCCCGGGUUCACCCUGAGAGCGGAGUCCUGGGGCAAGCACCUAAAGACAUGGACAAUACGGGAUCACCGCAGCCCACAAGCGAUUUGGGAGGGAGGAGCCAGUGAUUUUUUUUGUUUUUGUUUUUUUUUCUUUGAUUCUUUCGUAUUUUUUUUUUUCCAAAAUAAAAUGGGAGCCUCUCUGCCUUAUUGCUCCUGAUACUGACUGAGCAUAUGGAGGUAAGCCUGUGUAUGAAAGUGCUUGCCGAGUUUGUUAGUCAUUUUUAAACUUUUUUCUGAUGAUUGAAAAGAAGGGGAAGGACGGAACCACAAAGCAACACGGACAGCCUCACAUCUCCCACCAUCCCCAAACGUUGCACUUAAGCACACAUAAUUUACCUCCUUCGCAAAUGAUUUUAUGACGAUAACUUCCUGAGGCGCCUCGUCUCUACACAAGAAUCAAUUUUACGGUAUGAUGGAUCAAGAUGCUUGCAGCAGACUUUUUCUCCUGUCAGAAGUUCCCCUUCAGAGUUGCUCGAUGGACUAAAGAGUUGUGAGAUCAAAAACCAUAUGACUUGUGUGCAAAUUGAAGCCAUCCUAAUUUCAUCUAUUAAGAAUUGCACUUAAGUUUCUUAUUUCAAUUUUUGUUGCAGUUGUUUUGUUUUUUUUUGUAUUUCAGAUUUGCGACCUUCCCCAUUCUGGUUUUAUUCUCAGCUGUUCACUUAUUAGGCCCUUAUUCAUAAAUGCCUUCUGAACGUUGUCAGUCUUGUCAAGGCUCUCCACAGCUUCUUAUUGGCUCUGUCUCCAGGUCUGUGUUACUAAUAAAACACUUGUCAGUAUCGA
This is a messenger RNA of Periophthalmus magnuspinnatus, 2222 nucleotides long. Its product is annotated as CTD nuclear envelope phosphatase 1A. The record is from RefSeq and is a predicted model, not a curated record. Gene Ontology annotation, molecular function: protein serine/threonine phosphatase activity. The coding region runs from base 579 to 1316 and encodes 245 amino acids. Lineage: Eukaryota; Metazoa; Chordata; Actinopteri; Gobiiformes; Gobiidae. The transcript has 8 exons.